UGCAGCUGGCGGUCACCAUGGCACUCGGUGCCCACAUAAGCUAGAGAGGCGAAUUAGUGCCAGGACAUGCCCAAACCGCACUCACCAUAGAGGGGCGAGCGCCCACAGCCCGGCCUGUCAGAGCCCGCUGACAGGAAGUCCAUGCUGCGUUAUUACAGCCAUUGCCAGCUCUACUGGCGCCACCGUGCGGUACCUGCGCUUGUUACACCUGUACCAGGUGACCUGGAGCGAAGAUAGCUAACGAGUCUAAUCGCUUCAAACACAAGGAAACAGCUCCAUCUAGUGGCAGGUUGUAAUAAUAAAAAGGGAUGAGAGACAUGUCUACCUUUGAAGUGCUUGGAUCUCACAGUAUGGUUUCUGAGGUGCGAUAUUCCGAAUCCACUUCACCUCUGUCCCAUGUACAGCUUGCAUGUACUCCCCAGUAUUGUGCUUUCCCAUUGAAUGGAAAUGAACUUUGCAUCUGGAACUCAGCUAGAGCUCAGGAACAGACGUUAAUUCUGAAAGGACACCAUCAACCGAUCACUGCUGUUGCACUGAAGAAUGAUGGGAGAGACAGUUUAGCGUGCUCUGCAUCUCAAGACUAUAUCAUAAUUUGGAAUGUACACGAAUGCACCAAAGCUUCACAUCAAGGACUGCUUCCCCGUGGCCAUGUCAUUGGAACGCUAUUAGGUACUGUUCAACAUUUGAGCUUGCAUCCUAAAAAACAACUGGUGGCGGCAUGUGCAAAUACCAGAGUAUUUAUUCUUAAUGCAGAGCGAGAAGAAAUACUUACAGAACUGGUAGUGCACUUGGGUCCAGUGACUGCAGCUGAAUUUUGGCUUGAUAACUUUCUUAUAUGUAUCUCUGAAGAUAGAACAUUUUCGGUAUGGAAUUAUUUCUCACAAAACUUAAUUUACCAAUCUGGAAUAAUAUCAGUGUUUCCUCUUCUGAAGAUGUACAUUGAUGAAGAAUACAAGCAGCUUAUUACCGGUUGUGCAGAUGGGAUGUUGAGAAUUUUUAGUUUGGCAGAGGAACAUCAUUUUCGAAGCAUUAGCCACAUAAACCUUAAAAAUGAGAAACACAAAUUUGUCGAGAAAUCUGCAAGGAAUGGAAAACCAGAUUUAAAAUCUUCUGCCAAAGACAGGAGUUCGGAAGAUGUAGUAGAUUCGGGUCUUCUAGUAUUACAUAUACAGAAAUGUGCACAACUAAAUCAAGAACAAGACGUGCCUCUCUUGGGAAACUCUGUAUUUCUUUGGGUGGGAAGUUCUACUGAUUUGCUGUUAGUAAAUAUAGCAAACAGUGAAGUUGAAGGCGUUUUACAUUUUGAAGACUAUCCCAACCUCAGCAUUCAGUUAGCUGGAUCAGUCUCUAUUUCUAGUAAAUCUGGAGAAAAUGAUAUUUGUUUAAUUGCAUCAAUGUUUGGAUGCAAAAUAUCGUUGCUGACAUUUGACACUCAAGCCUUCUUGCAACUUCAGAACCACGAACUGCAGAAUAUUGGACCAGGAACAAAUUUGUCCAUCGUUUCUAGUGAUCCUCUGUCAUUGACAUCUUGUUUACGAUGUGAACUUCCUAAGACGAAGGACAAACAAAAAGCAAAUGGGCCACAAACCAAAGUAAAGGACCAACCACUUGUUUUUCACAACAAGAUCAAGUCAUCUGGUUACACCACAGCACCAAGAAUGAAGAUGUUUUCUCCAAAAACAAAUAUAAAGACAAGUCAAGUUUCAAGAGUAAAGGAAGUAAUUUCAAGUGGAGCCAAAAAAGAGUAUCCACUUGAUGUCCAAGCACCCUGCACUCUUCAUAAACAGAUAACACUUUCCAACAAGCCAACAUCUGCCUGCAGCAUUCAGUACUCUGGAGAUGGAAUGAAACUUGCUUGUGGAUUAGCUGACAGAUCGUUAUUGGUGUUUAGUUCUACUUUCAUUGGGGAGCCAGCUGUUUUUACAGGCCAUGAUGCUGCAGUCAACGGAUUUGGCUGGAGUUAUGACAGAAAAUGGUUGGUUUCUACUGCUGAUGACAGAACAGUUAGGAUUUGGAAUGUGAAAAAUGCAGCCUCCGCUUUAGUUCUGCAAAAAGAAAUGUUCUCCAGGCCCGCUCGUUUUCCUCAGUUUUAUUACAUGGACAGAUUUAUUUUGUUGUCAUCUGGAGCUGAGAUUCAGUUAAUGAGAUAUAAGUUGGAUGACUGCAAGGAUGAAUUAAACAGGUCUGGAAAGUGCAGUACGGUGAAUGUGGAGGCUGCAGGGGAGAGAGAGAGAUAUAAACAAAAUAGUGUAUGCAAACCAGUUCAAACUCUUCGCAUGGACUCAGCAGUGGAAAUCACUGGACUGUCAGCUGUAAAUGACUUUUAUUCCUAUAUUGUGCUUGCUGCAGGAAGCAACCGCGAUGUAGAGAUUUUUGAUCUUAAUAUAGGCACCAGAAUAGCAACAAUUCCAGAUGUACAUCCAAGAGCAGCUCACCAAAUCUGUCAAAACAAGGGCUCUUCAUUUAGUACGCAACCAGCUGAAGCAUAUAAUCUUUUUGUCACCAUGGCCAUUGGUGAUUGCCUAAAAUUAUGGGAUAUAAGAACUUUAAGGUGUGUACGUCGCUUUGAAGGUCAUGUAAAUCGCUACCAAUCAUGUGGUGUUGCAGUGAGUCCUUGUGGGAGGUUUAUUGCUUGUGGAUCUGAAGAUACAUGUGCAUACAUUUAUGAAACACGUUCCAGCACAUACCUGCACAAGAUACCAGAACACUCAGAAUCUGUCAUCAAUGUAGCAUUCAAUCCAUCUUCUCCGCAGUACACUCACGGAACACAUUUCAAGAUAUACAAGUCUAUUGAGGGGGAGAACGGAGGGAAAGUGCCUCGGAGCACAUUAGCAAGGCAGAGAGAGAAAGAUUAUACAGACAGCUCUUUAGUUAACCACAUGUACUUUGGAUGGAAAGCUACAGACAUAUGUUCCUUGAAAUAAGUAAAAAUUGGCAACAGCAUAGCAUGUUCAGAAGGUGAAAGGGCAACUGUAACAUCUGUAUUACAAGUGUACAUAUGUAAUUGUAAAUAUGAAAUAAAGCAUGAACAUUUAAAACUAAGUAAGCAACUAUAUUGCAU
Messenger RNA from Hyla sarda, 3061 nucleotides. RefSeq names its product WD repeat domain 27 (gene WDR27). The coding region runs from base 309 to 2924 and encodes 871 amino acids. Gene Ontology annotation, molecular function: protein binding. The record is from RefSeq and is a predicted model, not a curated record. Lineage: Eukaryota; Metazoa; Chordata; Amphibia; Anura; Hylidae. The transcript has 28 exons.